GUUCAGCCUCAAGACUUUCACACAGAUCCUCGGCCAUGGCAGUGAAAGAAGUGAACACGGUAGAGGUGGGUGAAAAUGAGACCAGCUCUGGGAUGGCGUCAAGCUCCACCGAAAGUGAGACGACCAAGACUACCUCAGAGACCUGGAGAUCUUGGGCGUUGCAGAUGAUGAUUUUGUUCCUGGUCAUGGUGAUGUGGAACACCGACAACAUGGCACUGCCUGCUGUCUAUGCCGAGAUUGCUCGGCGCUUCCACACCACUCCAGGUGGGCUCAGCAACCUGGGCCUGGUACGUGGCAUCUUCGAGUCCAUCUUCGCCUUACCCAGCGGUUUUUUGGCGGAUCGCCUGCCACGGCCGCAGCUGAUCUUCAUCGGCGCCGCCAUCUGGGGUGCUGGACUCGUGGGCUGCGCCUUCUCCCCGGACCUGGCCUGGAUGACAGCCUUCCGUGCCAUCAAUGGCAUUGGCCUGGGCAUUGUGCAGCCGCUGCUCUUUAGCCUCGUGGCCGACAAGAGCAGCGUCUAUGGCCGAGGGAAGGCCUUUGGAUUCCUCCUCUCCACGGGAAGUUUGGGGCAGACCGCCUUUACCGCCUUUGCCACCUCGGUAGCGCCCCUAGAGAUCGGCCCCAUUGCGGGCUGGCAGUUCGCCUUGACAGUGAUUGCGACACUGAGCGCAUUGGUUGGCGUUCUGGUGGUUGCUUUUGUCACAGACGUCCCGCGCGACGAGCAGCGCAGCAUGCUGCAGAUCAUCAUUCAAGAGACUCCCAGGCUGAAAAAGAUCCUGUGCAUUCCGACCUUCAUCGUGAUCAUCGGCCAGGGCGUCUUUGGAACAGCUCCAUGGUUCGCCUUUAGCUACCUCACCAUGUGGCUGGAGCUGAACUGCUUCUCCAACACAGAGGCGGCUUCGAUCUAUGCAUUCUUCAAUGUGGGCACGGCCUUGUCCAGCAUGCUUGGUGGCAUCUUGUUAGACUUCAUCUUCCGAAGAUUUCCUGAUCAUGGUCCACCAGCAAUCUCACAGAUGUCGGCCUUCUUGUCCAUCCCGCUCUUUGCGCUGAUUCUCUUCGGCCUUGGAGAGGGGGUCUCUGGAGACGGCGGUAUCAUGGCGGUUUACUGCGUAGUGUUCCUGGUCACGGGCACACUGAUUGCUUGGAAUAUGGUCAUGAACAACAAGAUGUUUAGCGAUGUAGUGCCAAGCGAGAGCUACACCUACAUCUACGCUUUGGACAGGGCCAUUGAAGGCACCCUAGGUGCUUUUGGACAGCCAGCCGUCGGCUGGCUCACUGAUCGGAUCUUUAAGUUCAAUGCGGACAGCGCGAACAGAGGCGAAUGUUCCCCUCCUGACGCCAAUAGCUUAGCCAAAGGCAUCUUCAGCGUUGCCGCGGUGGGCUUCAGUAUCUGUUUCCUCUUUUACUGCGUAGCACACUGCACCUAUCCCAAGGAUCGGCGUAGAGUGUGGCUGACUCAAAAAGUUGAAGGCUGAGAAGCCGCUGCAAGGUGAAUUCGGUGUCCAGCCACAGAUCUGGCGAACGAAUUUGGCAGGCCUUGUGACACCAGUUAUCAGGU
This is a messenger RNA of Cladocopium goreaui, 1558 nucleotides long. The record is from the annotation of a GenBank genome assembly. Lineage: Eukaryota; Dinophyceae; Suessiales; Symbiodiniaceae.